Messenger RNA from Aedes albopictus (Asian tiger mosquito), 969 nucleotides. RefSeq names its product DNA replication complex GINS protein SLD5 (gene Sld5). Gene Ontology annotation, biological process: double-strand break repair via break-induced replication; DNA-templated DNA replication. Gene Ontology annotation, cellular component: GINS complex. NCBI's taxonomy places the organism in Eukaryota, Metazoa, Arthropoda, Insecta, Diptera, Culicidae. The transcript is spliced from 2 exons. The record is from RefSeq and is a predicted model, not a curated record. The coding region runs from base 256 to 936 and encodes 226 amino acids.
CACCGCGCAGACAACGAUUUUCCGUUUGUUUGUGUUCACUCCAUGAGUGCUUCAUCGACCUCCGCCUCCCGCAUCGACCCUCAUCCAGCAGCAAACUGACAUCGGACGCUUGCGCAAGCAGCUCUGAUGCUGAUUGGUCCGUGUCGCGCGCGCAAAACUUGGGUUUGUUUUGCUUGCGAUCUAGCAGCUGUGAUCAUCAGUUUUGAUAGGUUCUCAGUAGGAAAUUAAACGUAAAAUAGGUGAAAUUUGUUGCAAAUGGAUUACGAGGACGAUGACCAACACCUUGCAGCCGAGGAUAGCCUUCACAUUUCUCAGGAUGACGAUGAUGAGGAAGAAAUUCCUAUGACAUCCCAACAGUUACUGGAGCAUCUUCAAAAGGCCUGGAUGAAUGAGAAAUUUGCGGUUCAGCUACUACCGUACAAAGAGGAUAUCGUCGAUAUGGUAAUGAGCCAGUUGGUUCACAUGGAGGAAAACUUGGCAACCACGAACAAGAACGAUAUGCUGUACAUCGCCCACCGGAUGGAGGUGGAACGGAUCCGGUACAUAGUGGCCAGUUACCAUCGGUGUCGGCUGCAGAAAAUCGAGGAAUAUGCCUUUCACAUUCUCGAGGAGGAAUCUAAACGGCCAGUGGGCAGCAAACGGUUAUCCCCCGGGGAGCUGCAGUUUGCGACGGACUUCCAUAGCGGUAUGGAGAACCAUUUCUUUCAACUGGCGGUGCGCCACAUGCCCCGGAUCCACCAUGAUGGGGACGAGCAGGUACGCAAAGUGGUUCCCAAUAUAGACAGUUAUGUGUUCAUUCGGGCCAAGGAGAAUGUGGCCGAAUUUUCGAUCAGCGCCAAUCAUGACACGAUCAAUAUCGCCGCGGGGAGCAUCCAUAUGUUUAAGUAUCGCGAUGUGGAACCAUUAGUUUUAGAAGAAAUUGUUGAUUUGAUUUAAAUUUUUGCUCUUCAAUUCAUACGUAUACUAGGA